Molecule: messenger RNA, 1983 nt
Organism: Coniophora puteana RWD-64-598 SS2
Lineage: Eukaryota; Fungi; Basidiomycota; Agaricomycetes; Boletales; Coniophoraceae
Exons: 4
Coding region: 1-1983 (660 amino acids)
Biological process (GO): intra-Golgi vesicle-mediated transport
Cellular component (GO): trans-Golgi network; TRAPPII protein complex
Source: RefSeq, a predicted model, not a curated record
AUGCCGAUCUCUGCGUCUCAGUCAAAUCACCCUUUCAUUGCUUACCUGUCCAGCGCUGGACUGCUUGGACCACUCAAGUCCACCUUUGCGACAGCAGAACAACUGGAAGAGGUAGCCGACGCUGAGGAUCGCGAGUAUGCAGGGUUUGAAGAGAUCAAUCUUCUUGAAGGUCUGGCUUCAGGACCGACUUUUAGUUCGGAGUCAAACCCAUUGUAUCUGCCUUCCUCUCGUGUGACGGAAGGUGUACGACUCAAGCGGCUCUCUCAAGCUACCGUCUUUAGUCCUCCCCCUGCACCCUCACCAUCCUCGUCAAGGCGAACUACGCGUCCAAUCAUGCGGAAAUCUUUCCGUAAGGUGCUCCCAACGGUGUCUGGAUUCCGAGUCCGCCUGCGCACUGUGUUUGUCCCUUAUGUACUGCUUCCCGGGUACGAGGCGUCUCUUGAUGAACGGGAAGCCGGAAGCAACGAGAGAACUGUCGUCCUUUGUGUUGAAGUUGAGAACUCUGGGGAAUCUGGUCCCAAUGUCGGAUUCUCUGUUGAACGUGUCGACAUCAGCAUAGGAGGCGAAGAUGCCGCUACGCGACUCAUUGGAUGGGGGGAAGACGGGCUCAAAUCCGACGCCGAGAAACGUUUAUUCCCUUUAUCAGUAGCCUCUGGCGAGCAGUAUAACCUGCUCUAUGCUGUGUCAUUUCUCAGCUCGCCUCAAGAUAAUAGUGGUGCUCGCGCGUCGGUUUCGGGCUUUCCCAGCCAAUCGAAUCAAACGCACAGCACGGGAUUGCAGCGCGCAGUAACAAUAAACAUUUUAGGAAAGCCAUUUGAGAAACAGGAUCAAGAUGACUCAAGUCUACCCGCUCCUACUCAGACAUUUUCGUCAAAGUGGAACUGCGUGCUUGACCUCUCGGCAAACCAAUCCUCCAAAGAGGACUCCGUUGGGUUUUCAGAUCCCUUCGGAGGAACUCGUAAUGCCCUCCCAGAGCCAGCUUCACCUUUCCCAACUCAGUCAGCCUUUGGUAUGAGUCCACUUGGUACACCGCAAGGUCGCGCAGGUCUCGAGAUAAAGAGGCAUACAUUGCCUGGAUUCGCUGGGGCGUUGCGAGCGGGUGCAGGCAACAUCGCUACCAAUUUCAGGCUAUCCCUGCCCGGACAGGAUCGAUCGGCGUCCCCCAAUCCGCCCAGCAGACUGUCAUAUACCCCUCCAUCGGUCGCCAUGCAGGCGUACAGUCGCUCACCCCGAACGAGUUUCUCGGCUCCAAUUAACGCAGCCAGCGUCGACAAUGUAUCCACGUCUGAAACACUCGUUGCUCCACUGACGCCAGCCUACCCUGCAUUCAGUCCUCGAAUGUCGGCACCUCCUGUGCCUUUCUCUCACCCUCUCGGGGCUCAACAAAGCGUAUCUGGUCCCAGCGUUGAAAUUCGACGGGACCGUGGGUCAGCGUAUGGAGGGCCUGUGCCGCCAACCCCUGGACCAACGGUGGGGACUCACCCAGUAGCUGAUCCCAUGCAAAGCGCACAAGCAUCUACGGGUGAUCCCAUCAUCGUUUCUGUUGGCCUUCUUCCACUUGCCCCGAUAGAAACAGGGAAGUCGGAUUCAACUGUUAGGAUGAUAUUUCCUUCGGACACCUUUACUCUUGAUAUAUUCGUUCUCAACCGGAGUUCAUGGACGCGAAGGUUUGAAAUCAGCUAUCCUGAUAAUGCCCGGCAAAAACCUAUUCCCUAUACGGGAAGUAAAUUGGAAGGGCGCGCAGCUUUCGAAGAGCUCAGGGAUGCCAUUAAUCCGCCCGGCGUUCUCCCGUUGCAAAACAGAAUACGUAUUGGACCCUUGCGACCCUCAACCUCACAGUCAGUGCGAAUGGAUUUCACAGCACUAAGAUCAGGAGUGCACUCGAUAGAUAUUCUGACUUUAACCGAUAUUGAGAGUGGAUUCAGACGGAAUUUGCGAUCAGUUCUAGACGUCGUCGUGCAUGAACGCCAGGAGUCACAAUGA